AUGGCGUCGUCGGCGGCCAUGGCUGGUGGUGCAACAGGCUCGCGUACUAUCGCGCUUGUGCUUUUGUUGUUGGUUGUGCUUGCGUGCGGCGGCAAUGGUGGUGGUGGCUUCGCCGCGGCGGCCGCCGUGUUCACCGGGUGCUCGUUCGAGAGCCAGGAGGAGGCGGAGGCGUUCGAGGCCGCGCUGCUGCAGCAGGCGUGCUUCAACGUCACGUCGACGUCGGGCAGCGGCGGGGGAGGGAGCGAGGGCUGCGUGUCGCGCAUCGACACGGCGCGCGGCGGCGCCGGGAGCGGGCCCGUGCCGGUGCUCCGCGCGGCGCUGCGGGACACGCUCGGCGAGGCGGUGGGCGCUGUGGCGGCCGUGGCGGGGCUCGCGUCGCUGUCCAACCACGCGCGCGAAGAGAUGGCCGUGCGGGACUGCGUCGAGCUGCUGGGCUACUCCGUCGACGAGCUCGGGUGGGCGCUCGACGCCAUGGCCGAGCCCGACGUCGUCGCCGCGGCGGAGGAGACGGCGACCAGCGGCGGCGCGCGGCGCCGCGCCGAGGACGACCUCCACGCCUGGCUCAGCGCGGUGCUGGUCAACCAGGACACCUGCGUCGAGGGCUUCCACGGCACCGACGGCCGCCUCCUCCGCCGCGUGGAGGAUGCGGUGGCGCAGCUCUCCCAGCUCGUCACCAACCUCCUCGCCAUGCACAAGAGGCUGCGCAGCAUCACGCCGCAGCACCACCAGCACCACCACAAGAACGGCACGGACUCCGGCCCGUCGUCGGAGCUGCCGCCGUGGGUGACGGACGUCGACGACGAGGAGCUCGCGCGCGCGAAGCCCGGGGCCGGCCGGAAGGCGAUGCGCGUGGACGUGGUGGUGGCGCAGGACGGGAGCGGGCGGUACCGGUCCGUGAGCGAGGCGGUGGCGCGGGCGCCGAGCCACAGCAAGAGGCGGUACGUGAUCUACGUGAAGAGAGGCGUGUACCAGGAGAACGUGGAGGUGAGGAAGAAGAAGACCAACAUCGUGAUCGUCGGCGAGGGGAUGGGCGAGACGGUCAUCACCGGAAGCCGGAGCAUGGCCGGCGGCUGGACCACCUUCCGGAGUGCCACGUUUGCGGUGUCGGGCGCGGGGUUCAUCGCGCGGGACGUGACGAUCCGGAACACGGCGGGGCCGGCGGCGCACCAGGCGGUGGCGCUGCGCGUCGACUCCGACCGCUCCGCCUUCUUCCGCGUCGCCGUCGAGGGCCACCAGGACACGCUCUACGCCCACUCGCUCCGCCAGUUCUACCGCGACUGCCGCGUCUCCGGCACCGUCGACUUCGUCUUCGGCAACGGCGUUGCCGUCAUCCAGCGCACCACCAUCUCCACCCUCGCGCUCGCCCCGGGCCAGACGGCGGGGAGCGUCACGGCGCAGGGGCGGCGGGACCCCAACCAGAACACCGGCUUCUCCCUCCACAACUGCGUCGUCGAGGCCAGGUUCCCGACCUACCUCGGCCGGCCGUGGAAGCCCUUCUCCCGCGUGGUCGUCAUGGAGUCCUACCUCGGCGCCGGCGUGCAGGCGCAGGGGUGGAUGGAGUGGGACGGCGACGCCGGCGGCGACCUCGCCACGCUCUUCUACGGGGAGUACCGGAACUACGGGCCGGGCGCCAACGUCGGCGGCCGGGUGCGGUGGCCCGGGUACCACGUGAUCAUGGACGCCGCCGUCGCCGCCCGCUUCACCGUCCGGCGGUUCAUCGACGGCCUCGCCUGGCUGCCCUCCACCGGUGUCACCUUCACCGCCGAUCUCAUCAGGAAGUGACCACACACAUUAAAAAAUAAUCAAAUUUUCAGUUGGUUUGGUUAAUUAAUUAUAUUUGGACACCGGAAUAUGUUAUUUUUGGAUCUAUACAGUUAUACACCAAUCUAGUUAUACGACGCAUAGCUCAUAUGGAUUUAUGUAAUUAUGACACAAUGUCCAAUCUACAUGUAAACAUACUCCAAAGAAGAUUUUCUCUAGAUAGUUCUAGAGGAUUUUGGGAGCAUUGUUUUAGAU
Molecule: messenger RNA, 2016 nt
Organism: Oryza brachyantha (malo sina)
Lineage: Eukaryota; Viridiplantae; Streptophyta; Magnoliopsida; Poales; Poaceae
Product: pectinesterase-like
Exons: 2
Coding region: 1-1782 (593 amino acids)
Biological process (GO): cell wall modification
Molecular function (GO): pectinesterase activity; pectinesterase inhibitor activity
Source: RefSeq, a predicted model, not a curated record